AGCGUGUGUUAAGGAAGGAAAGGAAAACAAACGGGGUGCGAGUUGGUGUUCAAAAAGCAGGUGCCACGGAUUGUGGGUCGUGCUGCUGGUGUCGCGCACGGUGACACCUUAAUACAGGCCUCCAGUCACAGACAUGGAUGCAGUCCGCUGAGUAUCGAGGAUGCUGUUACCAGGACGCGCACCCCCCCGGGGUCCCAGUAUGAUCUAUGCCAGGCUCUGAGGAAGGCGUGUGUGCAGCGCGAUGCUGUGAUUGCUCGAGCGCUGCUACCUACAUGCAAAUCUGGGUUCAGUAACAGAAAAUCAGAAAAGUGAGGUGACUGAGGGUCAGCCUGCAGAAGUUCUUGGUGGUGUGGGAGACACAGGCAUGGAAGAUAAGCCAUCCACAGCACGCAGGGUCCCCAUCAUUGAAUGGGAACACCUUGACAAGAGACGCUUUUAUGUGUUGGGAGUGUGCAUGACAAUGCUAAUUAGAGUCAGUGUCUACCCAUUUACGUUAAUCCGAACAAGACUACAGGUACAGCGAGGAACUGCUCUUUAUGGUGGGACGUUUGAUGCAUUUGUUAAGAUUCUACGUCAGGAAGGACCAGCUGGACUCUACAGAGGUUUUAUGGUUAACAGUUUUACUCUUGUGUCUGGCCAGUGUUAUGUCACAACAUAUGAGCUUACCAGGAACUAUGUUUCUCGCUACACUGGAAACAACUCUAUUAAAUCGCUAGUGGCAGGAGGUAGUGCAUCCUUGGUAGCUCAGAGCAUUACCGUGCCCUUCGAUAUUGUUUCCCAGCACCUAAUGAUGCAAGGCCAGAGGGGAGGAUGCAUUGGUCGCUUUAGAGUGAAGUUAUCAGAGGAAGCUGGAAGUCAGAAGUUUCAUCUGGGGCAGACACGUGACAUUGUUGUGCAGAUUUUCCGUGCUGAUGGAUUUCGUGGAUUCUACCGGGGGUACUUGGCUUCCCUGCUUACUUAUAUCCCCAAUAGUGCUAUCUGGUGGCCGUUCUACCAUUUCUAUACAGAGCAUCUUUCUCGUUUGGCCCCUCCUGACUGCCCACAUCUUCUGCUUCAGGCUGUCUCUGGACCCUUGGCUGCGGCUACUGCAUCUACACUGACCAACCCAAUGGAUGUGGUUCGAGCUCGUGUGCAGGUAGAAGGAAAAAGCUCAAUUUUACGGACAUUAAAGCAACUCCUGUGUGAAGAAGGAGCAUGGGGUCUGACUAAGGGAUUAUCUGCACGAAUCAUUUCGGUCAUUCCUACCAACAUGGCUGUGGUUGUUGGAUACGAGACUUUGAAAAAACUGAGCCUACGGCCUGAGCUUCUUGACACCCGGCAUUGGUAGCCAAGUACAUUGCUUGCUAUUAAAAUAAUUGGUAAUUUGGACCUAUCUAUCUGUCAGUGUUGUAAAUGAUACAGUUGGACAAGUAGCCAGGCCUACAGUAGAGUACUCUUGAUUUGUCAGUGCUGUGAGUGUCUCUAGUCAACCUAGAACAGCAGUAAAUAAUACUGUUUAUACAAUUUCCUAUCAGAUAUUCAAUAUAAUGUUAAUGGAUAAAGAUGGUUUAUUUUGCCAGUUUUUUUCCUUGCUAAGACAGUAUGCAAAGAUAAAAUAGCUGUGAAAUACUGCCAUUGUACAGGUGCUACAGUAUGUUUUUUCCGAAGUCCAUUGCAUUUUCCUAAUAUUUAUGAGAAAGGAUGGGGUGGGAUUAAUAUCCUCAUUUUUCUCUCUUCUCCUUUGUGGAUGCAAGAGCCCUUGCUCCUCACAACCCAUUCUUUUUGUUAAAAUAGUUGGCAUUUGAUGAUGAGAAUUGAAGGUUUUUGAGGCAUUGAUGACCAUCUUGCUGCUCUUUCUUUUCUCACCUUGGACAAGUGUAAAUGGGUCAUUUGCACAUCUUUCUCCCAUUCAAUAGGAUUUUUACCUUAAGUGUUUUUGCAUGCACGUAUUGUCUUCUUUUUACUGACACCUCAUCAAGAGGUUAUCCUGCCUCCAAACAUGAUCAUUCUCUAUGUUUUUGGAUUUAAUUAUGUAUUGUAAAGAGGCCCUGUGAAGUCAUUAUUUGUUCCUGAUCUGAAUGAUGAGAACUUUUUUCCAUGUUUCCAUGGACAGUAGGAAGGAUGGAGCUAUUUGCUACAUUCAACAGAGAACAAGGCUCAUUUUGAUAGGGAUACAAACUAUUUCACUAUUCUGAGUAAGAAACCAUUGUUACUCUUGGAGUUUAUUAAUAACAUCAGCAAUUGGUGCUGAAAAUGUGAAUAUGUGUUGAACGUAACCUGCUUUUAUUUGUGUGUAACAUUUUAGGUGAAGAUAUCAAGGACAGAUGCCACAUUGAACUUGUCUUAAAGUCAGAGAACCAGAGUUUCUUGUAAAUAUUUAACUCUUCACGAAGGACCUUAGUUCAAAUUUCAAAUCAACAUCUUGGGUUUUAUUAGCAAGAAGAGAGAAGUAUCUUUGCUGUACAGAUCGUUUAACUACCUUGUUUUUAUUUUAUUUUGUGCUCUUUUACCUGUUAGUCAGCCCAUCUUAGCCAGAUAAUUUGGCUGCUCUCAAUACUGAAAACAUUUUCUUCAUACUUGAGUAUGCCACUGUUUCCCUGCAUGUUGUCAUCUUUUCUUAUUUUUAGACAAACAGAUUAAAAUAUGUUUUGUUUUUUCUUAUUACAUUGCCUUUAUGGUGUUAUUUUUUACAUGAAAAGAAAACCGUUUCAUGUAAAUUGUUGUAUGCUUUGUUUCUUGCCUGUCUUGAAAUUUAGUACUGUGCUUGAAUCAUAAUUUAUUUUAUUAUGACUUUUAUACAUUUGCAUUUCAGUUACAUUUUUGUAAGCAAAGUCUUUUUCUUAGAAAACCCAUUUUGACAGAUGCAAACAUUUUUACAAAUUCAACAAUUCUUUGGUCCAAAUCACCUUUAUAUGCCUGUCCUUUCUCUUCUUUCUAGUGAAUAUUAAUUUAUGAUUUCAUUGCAUGCUGUUUGUCUUGUAACAGAAAGCAGACUCAUGCAAAGUGCUGUAAGCCAGACUAUGUCCUGGAAACUAGGACACCAUAUUUUUCUUUGUGUUUGUAGAUGUUGCCCUUUGGUGUAAGUGUCAGAGGGAGAAAUGGGAAAGCAGCAGACUUGUUUUGUGUUGAAAUGCUUAACCGUUGUAUUGUGCUUACAGCAAAAUGUACUUUACAAUGUAUUGGUCAUUACUGAGCCUAUUGGACCACCAGCAGAUAGUUUUUAUGUAUGUACAUUUGUCUUUGCCAUCUCCUAUAUUAUAAGGUUAUGGUUAUUUGAAUGUCACCUUUUAUUCACCCAUGAAACCAGUAAUACUGUAUUAUUACAUUCAACAGAGUUAAAGCCAUGGUAAGUCUUUUUAAAAACUGCAGCCGUUGGACUUCUGCAUAUUUUCAACUCACAGUACAAAGACUAGGGUGCUCCUUUUUUAAACUUUGUUUUGUGGAUGGUUGAUUCAGUCAGUUCAAAAUUGUGUGUUGUCCAGCUCUUAACUGGCACUCUUCAUAUUUUUUCAACUUGUUACUUUUAAAAAUGUUAGUGUUGUAAAUCUAAAAUAAAAUUGUUUUAAUUAUGAUGCUUCA
Messenger RNA from Polypterus senegalus (gray bichir), 3558 nucleotides. Its product is annotated as solute carrier family 25 member 44-like. Gene Ontology annotation, biological process: branched-chain amino acid catabolic process. The transcript has 4 exons. NCBI's taxonomy places the organism in Eukaryota, Metazoa, Chordata, Cladistia, Polypteriformes, Polypteridae. The record is from RefSeq and is a predicted model, not a curated record. Gene Ontology annotation, cellular component: mitochondrion. Bases 365 to 1327 code for a protein of 320 amino acids. Gene Ontology annotation, molecular function: branched-chain amino acid transmembrane transporter activity.